AUGGCCAUUCGCUCUAUACAAGCAUAUCAGAAAAUAUCAUUGGAUAAGACUACCGAAACUCUGCAGUUAAUUAAAGAACACGAUGCGAUAACAAUCUUCCAGAAUCCUGUCCGAUUGGUACGCCCACGAGGUCGACCCAAGAAAAGCCAACCAUCAGCCUACACCAUACCAAAAUCUAAUUUUCUAGAGAUUAAAAGAAUUAGUCCAUUGGAUAAAGCUACAUCGGAUCACAAAAAGAAUUUGAAGAGAAAGAAGAGGAUGCCAACUCUGAGAAUGAUAAAAGUAGAAGGCAACGUUUGGAGCUCUUCUGUUGUGCCAAAACAUGACCUAGCAACGGAAAAUUUAGAGAAUACUAUCGAAAAAUUGAAGCGUAGAGUUAGCGAUAGUGCUUUCAAUGAAUUGGCAGAACACUUGGAAAAGCGAAAACGAGGAAGACCAAGGAAGGUUCCAAAAUCUUGUGCUGAAGAAGAUGAUAAUAAUGAAUUGAAAGUUCCAUUGGGUGAAGAUUCGAAGAAUCCAGGAAGAAGAUCCAGAAGAUCUCAAAAUCCUUUUAUUACUUACGAAGAGUUUCAAGAGGAUUUGGAAGAUAUCAGAAAUCAACCAGAUAUAAAGCCAAAGAGUCAAACAACUGAAAAUGGUAUAAAAAAAGGACGGGGAAGGCCACCAAAAUAUCCUAAGUCGCAAGUUAUGUUAGGAAAUGAUAUCAAGAAAAAGCGUGGAAGACCAAGAAAGAAAACAAGUAUUGGCGACGAUCAAAGUCUGCCUGAUUCUAAACCAGAGAGUACAACACCGUUACUAUCUUUAUUUGAGUCUUUACAACUUUCUAUUGAGGAUAACGUGGAAUUAGUGCAACCGAAAUCUGAGAUCUCAUCUAAGUGUAAGCUAGAAUAUGCGUCAUCGAUGUGUAAAAAUGAGAACUAUAAAACAAAAAUGCCGUCAACUUCUUUCCUUGAGCAAAAGCACGUACCAGCUGAAUCUUCGAAUACUUCGACUAAAAAAUCCGCAUUACCAACGUGUGUCAAGGAUAUUAUUCCUAAUGAAAAUGAGACUAUGAAAAAUACUACAAUGACAGAGCAACUUAAUCAACCCAGAGUUAGAUUAAUUAGGAUGGAUUUGAAUCCAUGUACCAUGAAAAAGUCAAGCAAUGUCAUAUCAAGUCUGGCUAAAAUUAUGAAAAGAAAACGGGGUAGACCACGUUUAAAUCCCAUUAUUAACCUUGAAAGCAUCAAAAUACCGAAGAAACAUGAACAACCGAUAAAAAUAGAUAAGGAGACUGUUGAGGUAUUAGUUGAAUCCAAUAAUAUUGCGAUUCGAAAUGAGAAUAGUACUGAUUCAGUCAAUCCACCAGAAAUUCUGAAGGCUCAAUUAGGUAAUAUUUCUGAUGUAGUUCAUACUUCUAAUGAAGCCAAUACUUCUCAUAUGGUCAAUAUACCCGAGGCUUUGGAUACACCAUUGGACAACACUUCUGAUACUCUCAGUGCAUCUGAGGCCUUUAUCAUUCAGGAAGACCAUAACACUGAUUCCAUUAAUCAAUCUGAAGCGAUCAAAGCUGACAAUUGUCAAGGUUGUUUACCGUAAAUCAGUAAUAGUAAUAGUCACGUAAUAACUGCUUCCUUGAUUAUAAAUUUAUCCGUAUUAAUGUAAGGUCAUAAUAAAAAUUAAAAAUAUCAUGCACUAAGUGCAAUUUGACCAUUGACGUUAGGUAUUCAAUACCGAAUAAUGUGAAA
Phymastichus coffea is the source of this 1727-nucleotide messenger RNA. RefSeq lists its product as uncharacterized. Gene Ontology annotation, molecular function: DNA binding. Bases 1 to 1578 code for a protein of 525 amino acids. The transcript is spliced from 2 exons. NCBI's taxonomy places the organism in Eukaryota, Metazoa, Arthropoda, Insecta, Hymenoptera, Eulophidae. The record is from RefSeq and is a predicted model, not a curated record.